Molecule: messenger RNA, 1475 nt
Organism: Parus major (Great Tit)
Lineage: Eukaryota; Metazoa; Chordata; Aves; Passeriformes; Paridae
Gene: MCL1
Product: MCL1 apoptosis regulator, BCL2 family member
Exons: 6
Coding region: 1-951 (316 amino acids)
Biological process (GO): intrinsic apoptotic signaling pathway in response to DNA damage; extrinsic apoptotic signaling pathway in absence of ligand; positive regulation of apoptotic process
Cellular component (GO): mitochondrial outer membrane
Molecular function (GO): protein homodimerization activity; channel activity; protein heterodimerization activity
Source: RefSeq, a predicted model, not a curated record
AUGCAGCAAGGGCUGGAAGGAAUGGGGCAGCUCCCCACAAACAUCCAGAUAAGAGAGCCAAGCGAGGCCGUGCUGGCUCCCCGCACGCCCAGCCCGGCCCCGGCGUCCCGCGGGGGAUGCUCGGUGCUGCGGAACCGAGAGCGAAACCCCGGAUGGGGCAGGGCAGGGGACACACACGGCUGUGAGGAUGGCGAGGAUGAGGAUGGCGAGGAUGGUGAAGAUGAGGAUGGUGAGGGUGAGGAUGGUGAAGAUGAGGAUGGUGAGGGUGAGGAUGAUGAGGACGAUAAGGAUGAGCCCGAGCGCGGCCCCGCCGCAGAUUCGCUCCCCGGGACCCCCCCGGGACCCCCGGACGGGCUCCGGCAGGACUCGCUGGAGCUCAUCAGCCGCUACCUCCGGGAGGUGGCGGGCGAGGCGCAGCCCAGCGCUAAGAAGCUUUUCCCGGGGCUCCUGGGUGGUCCCGGGCGGCCCGGCGCGGCGGGGGAUGCGGUGAUGGAGAAGUCGCUGGACACGCUGCGGAGGAUCGGAGACGGCGUCAUGCGGAAACACGAGCUCGCCUUUCAAGGAAUGCUGCGGAAGCUGGAAAUCCAGCAGGAGGAGGACCUGCAGUCGGUGGUGGAGGUGGCUGCACACUUGUUCAGCGAUGGGGUGACCAACUGGGGCCGUGUGGUGACGCUCAUCGCCUUCGGAGCCUUCGUGGCCAAGCACCUGAAGAGCAUCAAGCAGGAGCAGAGCAUCAGUUCCCUGGCUGGGAUCAUCACAGACGCCCUGGUGUCCUCCAAGAGAGAGUGGCUGGAGAGCCAGGGGGGCUGGGAGGGCUUUGUGGACUUUUUCCGAGUGGAGGACCUGGAGGGCAGCAUCCGGAACGUUCUGAUGGCGUUUGCAGGAGUGGCCGGCCUGGGGGCUGGCUUGGCCUACAUGAUCCGAGCUGACGAUACAAAAAGGAGGAAUUAAUUGUGAACGUGGGUGCACUGCGCUUCAUUCCUCGCGGGAAGUGGCAUUUUUGUGGCAAAACCUCUCCUCCUGCCUUGACUCAUCUCAAGGACUUGAGCAGCACAGCCAGGGAGGGUGACAAGCCUCGUGGACUCGGUGUGACCACGGCUGGCUGGCAACAGCUGACGUUUCUGUUUGUUUUAAUCUUAUUUUUGGUGCCUCUUGCCCUCCUGGCUGGGGGGCAGGGAGCUGUGGAAAUCCAUCUGGCCACUUCCCUUCUCUUCCCUUCCUCUUGCUCCUCCAAGCCAUGAGCUGGACAAAGCUGAUGUUUGAAUGUAAAACGUCCUGGGGCUGCCUCUGCCUCAGUCCUGCAGCUCCUGCAGGUUCCUCAGGGCUGGCCUGGGCUCCCCUGCUGGCACCGUCCUUGUCCCCAGGACGUGACCUGGAGCCUGAGCCCUGCCCAGCUCAGCGAUGGUGCUACAGCCAGGCCCUGCUUGUGUGCAAAACAAGCUGUAGUUUGGUCAAUAAAUGUCUUUUUUUUUUUG